AUGUGCUGCACGCAUGAAACCCACGAUGUAGGUCCAACAUUAAAUCUCACCGUCGGCGCUCGUAAAACUGACAGUCAUAGGAGUUAUUGUUUCACCGUUACAACUGGAACGCAAGGCGCCGUCGGGAACAAUGAACGUCACAAUUUUAAGUCUCCCGCCGUUUGGAAACGGCACAGAUCACUUAAACCACUCAAGCCA
Messenger RNA from Iphiclides podalirius (scarce swallowtail), 198 nucleotides. NCBI's taxonomy places the organism in Eukaryota, Metazoa, Arthropoda, Insecta, Lepidoptera, Papilionidae. The record is from the annotation of a GenBank genome assembly.